This is a messenger RNA of Lytechinus variegatus (green sea urchin), 1419 nucleotides long. Its product is annotated as ubiquitin-like modifier-activating enzyme 5. Gene Ontology annotation, biological process: protein ufmylation. The record is from RefSeq and is a predicted model, not a curated record. Gene Ontology annotation, cellular component: cytosol; cytoplasm. Gene Ontology annotation, molecular function: UFM1 activating enzyme activity. The transcript has 12 exons. NCBI's taxonomy places the organism in Eukaryota, Metazoa, Echinodermata, Echinoidea, Temnopleuroida, Toxopneustidae. The coding region runs from base 66 to 1274 and encodes 402 amino acids.
CAGAGAACCGAUCGAGUUCGAGUCUACCAUAUGUUGUGAAUUCUAUGUAAAAGCACUUCAGGAAAAUGGCUAGCGUUGAAGAACUUCGAGCUAAAGUACAACAGUUAGAAGAUGAGUUACAGGCAGAGAAGAAUAAAAAUAUUUCUCUGACAGGAAGGCAAAAAAUAGAGACGAUGAGCUCGGAAGUAGUCGACAGUAAUCCAUACAGUCGUCUGAUGGCAUUGAAGCGGAUGGGCAUUGUUGAUAAUUAUGAGAGAAUCCGAGAUUUCACAGUAGCUGUGGUUGGUGUAGGAGGUGUUGGGAGUGUCACUGCUGAAAUGCUGACUAGAUGUGGAAUAGGAAAGCUGUUGUUGUUCGAUUAUGACAAAGUGGAGCUCGCCAACAUGAAUCGUCUUUUCUUUCAACCUCAUCAAGCUGGGAUGAGUAAAGUACAAGCAGCAGAAAAGACUCUAAGAUCUAUCAACCCGGAUGUAGAGUUUGAGACUCAUAAUUACAAUAUCACCACUAUGGAGAACUUCAAACAUUUUAUGAGCAGGAUUCAGAAUGGUGGUAAGAAUGGUGGCGCUGUUAACUUGGUGCUAAGUUGUGUAGAUAACUUUGAAGCAAGAAUGGCAAUCAAUAUGGCAUGCAAUGAAAUAAAUCAGAACUGGAUAGAAUCAGGAGUUAGUGAGAAUGCAGUAUCUGGUCAUAUACAACUCAUCAAACCGGGAGAAACUGCUUGUUUUGCUUGUGCCCCUCCUUUGGUAGUAGCAGAGAACAUUGAUGAGAAGACAUUAAAGAGAGAAGGUGUCUGUGCGGCUAGUCUUCCAACUACCAUGGGGGUCGUAGCAGGUCUCCUGGUACAAAACACACUCAAAUAUCUACUGGAGUUUGGCAGUGUAACUCACUACCUUGGAUAUAGUGCCCUAACAGACUUCUUCCCUACAAUGUCAAUGAAACCAAACCCUAAUUGUGAUGACAGUUUUUGUAUAAAUUGUCAAAAAGAAUUCCAGAAGCAGCAAGCUUUGAAUCCAGUAGCUGAGGUAGAAGAAAGCAAAGAAGAAGAGGUCAUACAUGAUGAAAAUGACUGGGGAAUUGAAUUAGUAGCUGAAACCAGUGCAGAUGAUCUAGUUUCCAAACCAGCCCCAGAGCUUGCUAGUGGGAUCUCAUAUGCCUAUGAUAAAGGAGCUGAUCAGAUAUGUGAGCCUGGCGGGGAAGGUAGUGAAAGUGUAAGGGAGAACCAAGAUGAUGGAGAAUCACUAGAUGAUUUGAUGGCAAAGAUGAAGAACCUUUGAAACGAAACAUUUUAAAGCUAUCCUUCUAAAAGCUGAUAAAUACCAGAAACAGCUGAAAAUGACCAAGAACACCAUGGAAAGGUUCAUAGAAAUCCUUUAUGAUAUCAGUGGACGAAGUCAGUGGAUGUUUUUACUGCAUAUGCCU